GAUCCGUCGGGAUCGGGCAAUGCCUCGCGCCUUCCUGGUGAAGAAGCCGAGUGUGGCCUCGGCCAAGCGCAACUGGAGCGAGCUCCCGGAUGAGCAGCGUGCGGAGAUCUACGUGCCCAUCUUCCUGGGGGGCUGCCCCCUGCGCAGAGACCCUGAGCCCGCCCUGGGGGAGGCCCCCGCAUCACCCGUGUCCCCCCUCGACAUGACGCUGCCCCCCCCGGCCCCCCGCGCACCCCCCGGCCCCUUCCUGCACCCCAAGGGCAAGGUCCCCCCCAGCCCUCUGGGUGCCCCCAUCCCCACGGCUCUCCCCAUGGUUGGGGGGGUCCCGGGGGGGGUGCCGGUGGCCGGGGGGGUUCCGGGGGGAGCCGAGCUCUUCUCCUGCCCCGUGUGCCAGAAGAGCUUCGGGUUCCAGCGGAUGCUGAACCGGCACCUCAAGUGCCACAGUGAGGUGAAGCGGCACCUCUGCCCCUACUGCGGCAAGGGCUUCAAUGACACCUUCGACCUCAAGCGUCACGUCCGCACCCACACCGGCGUGCGCCCCUACAAGUGCAGCCUGUGCGAGAAGGCGUUCACGCAGCGCUGCUCGCUGGAGUCGCACCUCAAGAAGAUCCACGGCGUGGCGCAGCGCUACGCCUACAAGGAGCGGCGAGCCAAGCUCUACGUGUGCGAGGAGUGCGGCGGCACGGCCGAGAGCCAGGACGGGCACAUCGCGCACCUGCGGCAGCGCCACCCGCACAGCCCCCUCCUGGCCAAGCUGGCGCGCAAGGCGGCCACCAACCCCCCCCCGGGCCCCCCCCGCAUGGCCCCGCCCCCUUGAUGUGGGGG
Messenger RNA from Pezoporus flaviventris, 825 nucleotides. RefSeq names its product ovo like transcriptional repressor 1 (gene OVOL1). Gene Ontology annotation, biological process: epidermal cell differentiation; regulation of transcription by RNA polymerase II. NCBI's taxonomy places the organism in Eukaryota, Metazoa, Chordata, Aves, Psittaciformes, Psittacidae. The transcript is spliced from 4 exons. The record is from RefSeq and is a predicted model, not a curated record. Bases 20 to 817 code for a protein of 265 amino acids. Gene Ontology annotation, cellular component: nucleus. Gene Ontology annotation, molecular function: RNA polymerase II cis-regulatory region sequence-specific DNA binding; DNA-binding transcription factor activity, RNA polymerase II-specific.